This is a messenger RNA of Suillus paluster, 1548 nucleotides long. RefSeq lists its product as uncharacterized. The record is from RefSeq and is a predicted model, not a curated record. Lineage: Eukaryota; Fungi; Basidiomycota; Agaricomycetes; Boletales; Suillaceae. The transcript has 2 exons. Bases 1 to 1548 code for a protein of 515 amino acids.
AUGACAUCUCCCAGUAGACGCAAUUGUCGGCAUGCUGUUCAGGACAGGCCUCCGCCUCCUGUACCACAGCCAAAUUUCAUGCCAGCUAAUUUGCCACAAGCAGGGCCUGUUCCACGACCUUUUGCAUGGCAACCUCCCCCUGACUUUCCAUAUCAACCUCUACCAGUUGGGCAGUAUCCCGGCUUGCCACGAAAUGCGAUUGCACAUGUGGAGCAUGCUCAUGCUCAUCGUCUUCCUCGGGUUGAUUAUAAUGCACGCUUGAAUGAGCAAAUGAAUGCAGCUCAUAAUGAUAGACGCCGUCAACGUAAUCUUCGUCGGCAACAGGAAAGAGAUGAGAUAAGACAGCAGGCACAGGCAGAGCUCAUGGCAGCUGGGAUGCAGCCGCCGCAGCAACCUCACAUCCCUAACGAACCUGUAAUUCCUCCUGCCCCUCCCAUGUAUGGCCCUAUUCACUAUGAGGGUGCAGUUGGUCCUCACAACUUUGAAAAUCCUCUCCGCUACUUCGCUCCUAACCCUGCACCACCAUUACCUGCACCACCUCAACCAGAUUAUCAACCAUUCAAUAUUCAGUUUCAACACCAUUUACAGGCAGAGGAAAUAGAAAACGAGAGGAUUAGAAAUGAAUUGCUUCAUAGACAAGCAUUGCUUCAUAGACAAGCACAGGAGGCAUUUCAUCGGGAACAGAUUCAAGAGCAAUUAUUACGGCAGCAAGAAGCUGAGCGUAUUCGUAGACAAGCCCAGGAAGAUCAAGAGGCCUUUCACUUGCAACAGCAGAGAGCUCAGCAAGUAUAUCUUGGCAAUCUGGAAUUUGUUCGCCAGCAGCAGCUCCGAAGAGAUCGUCAGCAGGAUCUUCUGCGAGCACAUCAACAGGCAGGGGAGAACCAACACCACCAUGAGGAAGAGGAACAUCUAGAAGCAGCACUACGUGAAUAUAAUGAUCCAGCAUCUCAAGAACAGCACGACGAUGAUGAGGAAAGAAGGAGAAAUCGGCAGCAGGAAGAUCAUCAGCGAUCUGAGGCAGAAGAUGAGGAGCAUGCCAACCAGGCACCUGCUCAGAAUCUUCCUAUCCAUGGUGGAGGUCGACCAUAUGCAGAGCCUAUUGCCCGUCAUACUCUUGGUCCCCUUGAUAUAGAGUGUCCCCAACUGCCAUGCAAGGCACUUUGCAUCCUUCCACCCUUUCCAGCAUGGCCACCCGAGCUGCAGCAGGCUUAUACAGACCGAACAUUUGUCUCCAAGAUUCGUCAGUACAACAGCUCUCUUGCAUUUACAUCGGUGGGCGUCAAUAUCGAGGACAAUGCUCUUCAAGGCUCUGGCCCAAAUGCUUUUCGUAUCCAUGGAUCCCUCCAUCACCUCAUGGGCAGUCUUAUGCCUCCAGAAGGUCGUCAGCCAUCGUAUGCCCAACUUUAUAUCUAUGAUCCUGAUGAAGCCACCGACAUCCGUGCAACCGACCUGGAAAUGAAUGGUCUUGAUCGUCGCAUUCUCAGAGCACUCCAUGACAUGCUGUAUCGAAGCCAUCCCUAUGCUCCUCUUUAUAAACAGGCCUAUUAA